Chlorella variabilis is the source of this 171-nucleotide messenger RNA. RefSeq lists its product as hypothetical. Gene Ontology annotation, cellular component: nucleus. The record is from RefSeq and is a predicted model, not a curated record. The transcript is spliced from 2 exons. Gene Ontology annotation, molecular function: DNA binding. NCBI's taxonomy places the organism in Eukaryota, Viridiplantae, Chlorophyta, Trebouxiophyceae, Chlorellales, Chlorellaceae. The annotation marks the transcript as partial.
CAGCGCUACCGAGUGUGCGAGAAGGAUGCCCUGGCGGAGGCGGUGCUGCAAGACGGCCAGCUGCAGCGCUUCUGCCAGCAGUGUGGCCGCUUCCACCCGCUCUCCUUCUUUGACGCCACCAUGCGCACGUGCCGGGAGCAGCUGGCGCGCCACGCCAGCCUGAAGCGCAAG